Neurospora tetrasperma FGSC 2508 is the source of this 1938-nucleotide messenger RNA. RefSeq lists its product as uncharacterized. The transcript is spliced from 6 exons. The record is from RefSeq and is a predicted model, not a curated record. Bases 344 to 1807 code for a protein of 487 amino acids. Lineage: Eukaryota; Fungi; Ascomycota; Sordariomycetes; Sordariales; Sordariaceae.
AGGAAUUUGGCAACACCAACGAGAUUUCUUCCAUGUUAUUCUUCAGCUCAUUCGGUUUUCUGCAUCUUUGACAGCAUAGCAUCUUGUCAAUUUUGUUCCUUGCCGACACUUACCGUCCGUACCUACCUUUACUAUCCUGCCUUUGGGCACGUACCGGACCUACCUCCGCAACUCCGUUCCUCCGCUCCGUCCCGUAUUGCAUCCACCGGGUGCAUCGCCGGUACCUCUCUCUACCAACAACCUCACCACCUUCACACCAAUCACUACCACCACUCACCUUUCUGGCCCACCACACCACCCAUAACUUCACACCAAUACGAACUACCAAAACACCCAAGACAAAAUGUCCACAAUCCUCAUACCCCUCUACAUCUACCCCUCCUUCUCGUCCUCGCACGAGUCCUCCGGCUGGGCCCCGCUCUUCCGCGCCCUCACCACGGCCCUCACCAAGAACCCUUAUGGGCAGCGGGAGGUGGAGGAGGUGGAGAGGGAUGUGAAGGCGUAUUUGGGGUGGUUGGAGUUUGCGGAGCGGGGAGAGUGGGUGACAUCGUCAUCAGGAGGAUCACCGACAUUGCAUCGCAUCGCAUUGCCUAUCGCUAGCAAUUAUGCGCCGGCGAACACGGGUUUAUGGCAACAUUGCACCAUUACCUCCGAGUCUCCGAUCCAGCAGCCCGGCAAGGGUAUCUCUCACGGCGCCCGUCGAGCCGCCGAUCACGGAUACCAGUGGCUCUUAAAGAUCGCCGGCGCUUGGACACCACCUUGUCCGCACCUUCGGGUUGUCCGCACCGUGUCCCCGACCGGCCGGAGUCCGGGACACGCACCUGAGCCUGGAACUAGUUUGACUCAGUGGAGCAUCUCCGCCGACAACAGCCCGCUGCCGAUCCGCUCGCCGAGAACAAACAAUUCUCCGGUCCUAGGUUACUACGCCGAGGGUCGGAUGAACACCCGAACCGUGCGACUAGAGCACACUUGUGUUUCUUCCGGGUUUCGGGCCUUGUGUGGAGGAGUCCUCAUGCUCACGGGCCUCAAGGUUGGCGGUCAAUGUCUGAGCGAAAAGCAACCGAGAUUUCGGAUUUCCCAAAUUUGCUUUUUCGCGAUCCGCUUGGACGGCAUCUUUGUCGACGAAGUCCCAAUAGACGCCCAGUAUCUCGACUACCUCCAGCGCAUCACGGACAGUGUACGGUCCGGCUUUGCUGAGGUUGCAUAUCGCCGGAGCCAUUGUGAUAAUAUUAAUAGCAGCGACAACACUUCUUUGUCAGCACCAUCGUCAUCGACAACAUCCUCGACAACCGGACUGGGCAUCGUGAUCCACAACCCAGGCAUCUUCCCCUCGGUCGACUCCUCUGACGCCUUCUUCUCUCCUCGCCUGGUGGAUUACGUGGUGGUGUUCGAGAACUGCCUCGCCGCUUGGUGGGACUCGGGUGACUAUGUCAACGCUAACCUCGCUCUCUUGACGCCCGAGAAGCGGGCCAAAGCGAUAGCUGUUGCUCACACCUGCGGAUGUGGUCCAAAAAGCCAAGCAGGUGGUAGCAGUGGCGGCCGCCCCCAGCAGCCAGAUUCAGAAGGUCACCAUGCCGCCGACGCAGAGAAGACCGAAGGCAGUGAAAAAGAGGCCAUCAAAAAGAAUGUGCAGAACUUUUUGGACGAGGUGGUCACACAGCAUAAACUUGCCGGACACUUUGCCACGUCUGCUACUGACUAUGCGACGUGGUGCUCGGGUUGGGAAGGUUAUGUGGAGGUGGCGUGUGACUUGGGCGGCAGCAACAUGUUGACGGGCGAGGCCAGUGAGGAAGGGCUUCAUGGCUGAAUCGGGGUUGUUUGUUGUAUGUGCCUCCCGCAGGUAGAUAGACGAGAUAGAGCAGUGGUGGUAUAACCGGAAUAGACAGGUAUAGAAUCUCCAAAAGAGGCACUAUCUUGAUGCCUUUGGAGCGAAUCUCG